Messenger RNA from Sardina pilchardus (European sardine), 2483 nucleotides. It is a transcript of the gene alg12, whose product is annotated as ALG12 alpha-1,6-mannosyltransferase. The record is from RefSeq and is a predicted model, not a curated record. Gene Ontology annotation, molecular function: alpha-1,6-mannosyltransferase activity. Gene Ontology annotation, cellular component: endoplasmic reticulum membrane. Gene Ontology annotation, biological process: protein N-linked glycosylation. The transcript is spliced from 9 exons. Bases 330 to 1799 code for a protein of 489 amino acids. Lineage: Eukaryota; Metazoa; Chordata; Actinopteri; Clupeiformes; Clupeidae.
CGAUAAGACGUGGAAUGCUUUGUUUACUUUAGGUUGAUCGUUGAUAAGUGUAUUCAUGAAUGUAAUGACUUUGCGCAAUGAACGGUGAUUUUCGGGCUAUCCUUAUGGACCUAUCCUGACAAAACAAAGCGAUGUGAAGAAAUCCGUGGUGUUUUUUUUUCUAUUGUAUUGUCAUCACCAAAUUGGAUAUCUGGUCAUUAUCAGUUAUGACUUUGUUCGUCUUCAACAGGAGAGCGAAACGUGAAAGAUUUUUCCAAAGGGAUGGUCUUUUUAAAAGCAUUUUCAGGGGGCAGAUCUGCGCAUGUGCUUACUUCCUGUAUUGAAAAGUCAUGGCAGAGAAGAGGAGCGUGUCUGAGCGACCACUGUUGUUUUUGAUUGUUUUUAUCGUGUUGCUGCAUUUAUUAAUAUGUCCCUUUACAAAGGUCGAAGAAAGUUUCAACUUACAAGCAAUACAUGAUGUUUUGUUUCACAGACUUGACCUAGAUAAGUAUGACCAUCUCGAAUUUCCUGGUGUUGUUCCACGGACAUUCCUGGGACCACUGUUUAUUUCAGCACUGUCAUCCCCACUGGUGUAUACACUUCAUUUUCUGGAUGCUCCAAAAUUCUACACUCAAGUCAUUGUGAGAGCCAUACUGGGGAUGUGUGUGGUCUCUGCUCUCUGGCGCAUGCAAAAUGAAGUUCGGAAGCAGUUUGGGACCACUGUGGCUGGAUUGUUUUGCCUCAUCUGUACAUCACAAUUCCAUCUGAUGUUUUAUGCCACCAGGCCUCUACCAAAUGUUUUUGCUCUGCCUAUAGUUGUUCUGGCAUUCACGUCAUGGAUGGCACAGAAGCAUGGUCCCUUCAUAUAUCUCUCAGCAUUUGCCAUCAUCGUGUUCCGCUCCGAGCUCAGCCUCCUCCUAGGUCUAAUGCUACUUAUGUCACUACUGAGCAGAAGACUGACUGUACCACAGCUGUUUUACUUUGCCAUACCUGCUGGUAUUCUGUCAUUAAGUCUCACCAUAUGUGUCGACUCUGUAUUUUGGAAACAAAUACUCUGGCCUGAGGGUCAAGUUCUGUGGUACAACACAAUCUUAAACAAAAGUUCCAACUGGGGAACCUCACCAUUUCUGUGGUACUUUUACUCGGCUGUUCCUCGGGCCCUGGGCAGCACGUUGCUCUUUGUUCCUCUGGGUCUCUUUGACAGACGGAUGCAAACGCUGUUGAUUCCAACUGUUGGGUUCAUUCUGCUGUACUCUUUCCUGCCUCACAAAGAGCUCCGCUUCAUCAUCUACACCCUCCCCGUGUUUAACAUUGUGGCUGCCCGAGGCUGCUCCUACAUUUUGAACAACUACCACAAAUCCUGGCUGUAUAAAAUUGCCUCACUGAUUGUGAUUGGUCAGUUGAUGACAAAUGCUGCCUACACAAGCCUAUCCCUGUGUGUUUCCCAUCACAAUUAUCCUGGAGGGAGAGCCAUGAUGGAGUUACACACUUUAGUCCCUGCCACAUCAGAUGUCUCUGUACAUAUUGAUGUACUUGCUGCGCAGACAGGAGUCUCCCGCUUCUUAGAACUGAAUGAGAACUGGAAAUACAGCAAAAGGGAGGACAUAGUACCAGGGGAUUCACAAAUGAAGACCUUUUCUCAUAUCUUGAUGGAGGCUAACUCAACCCAGAUAGCAUUGCUUAAAGAAUCACAUCAGCCGAUGACUUUUAUUCAAGGGUACAAUAAUGUAAAGUUUGAUUUCUUAAGCUUUCCCCCUUUCAGUGUUAAGAUGGACAACAAACUGGUGCUAUUACAACACUUCAAAGAUAAACUUAGAUGAAUGUUUGUGGCGUAAAUUACUCAUUUUGUAGAAUUUUGUUGGCAUGAAGCACAAAGGAAACAUUCCACCUUCUUGUCAACUGAAUGUGUUGUUUAACAUAAUUAUCAUGUAAUUAACCAAAGCAGGCUGCUGUAUAAGUUGAACAUUGAGCCAAGGAAGGUAGAGAUCCACUGUAGCCUCAACUAAAACAGAUUUCUUCAUGCUUUAAUAUCAAGUCUUAGUGUGUGCUGUUCCUGUCAAAAGUGGUAAAAUGCUGAAGGAACAGAGAACAGAAAGGUCACAAAAAUGUAUCCUUUUUUUAUUGUCACAUGAUAGUCUUCACAUUUUUUCCAGUGACACUCAGGGCCGAUACCACAUAAUAAGAUGCAUUAGAAUAUUGGGAAACAAACCUUUAAUCCAUGCUUCCAGAAUUGUCACUAUCAUUGCUACUUUCAUGACAAGAACAGCACAUUUUAAGGGCCUGAUCUUUUAUGUGGAUCUUACCUAUCUUGUAUCAUUAGAAGAGGGGGAACAUAUUGGGAAAGUAGAACAAGUUGUUUGUACUAUUAUUUAACUUAAGAUCAGUCUGAAAGUCUGUACAAUCAAUACAUUAUUACUGAGAGCCUGUGGCUCUGAAAUAUGGACUUAGAGGAAAAAUACAAGGUGAUGCUGUUUACAGAUUAAAUUUUGUUACUUUUGCAGGAA